Messenger RNA from Apodemus sylvaticus (European woodmouse), 1745 nucleotides. It is a transcript of the gene Hoxc6, whose product is annotated as homeobox C6. Gene Ontology annotation, molecular function: RNA polymerase II cis-regulatory region sequence-specific DNA binding; DNA-binding transcription factor activity, RNA polymerase II-specific. Gene Ontology annotation, cellular component: nucleus. Bases 227 to 934 code for a protein of 235 amino acids. The record is from RefSeq and is a predicted model, not a curated record. NCBI's taxonomy places the organism in Eukaryota, Metazoa, Chordata, Mammalia, Rodentia, Muridae. Gene Ontology annotation, biological process: anterior/posterior pattern specification; regulation of transcription by RNA polymerase II. The transcript has 2 exons.
UCAAAGCACAUACUUAGUCUCAACUAGGGAAUCAACAGAAGCAGAAGCGAUUUUUUUCCCCUUUCUUGACAUCUGGCUUGCGAUUGGCUGGAAGGGGGUCAGCUGACUUUGUCAUUUUGUCUGUCCUGGAUUGGAGCCGUCCCUAUAACCAUCUAGUUCCGAGUACAAACUGGAGACAGAAAUAAAUAUUAAAGAAAUCAUAGCCCGACCAGGUAAAGGCAAAGGGAUGAAUUCCUACUUCACUAACCCUUCCUUAUCCUGCCACCUCGCCGGGGGCCAGGACGUCCUCCCCAACGUCGCCCUCAAUUCCACCGCCUAUGAUCCAGUGAGGCAUUUCUCGACCUAUGGAGCAGCCGUAGCUCAGAAUCGGAUCUACUCGACUCCCUUUUAUUCGCCACAGGAGAAUGUCGUGUUCAGUUCCAGCCGUGGGCCGUAUGACUAUGGAUCUAAUUCCUUUUACCAGGAGAAAGACAUGCUCUCAAACUGCAGACAAAACACCUUAGGACAUAACACACAGACCUCAAUCGCUCAGGAUUUUAGUUCUGAGCAGGGCAGGACUGCGCCCCAGGACCAGAAAGCCAGUAUCCAGAUUUACCCCUGGAUGCAGCGAAUGAAUUCGCACAGUGGGGUCGGUUACGGAGCGGACCGGAGGCGCGGCCGCCAGAUCUACUCUCGGUACCAGACCCUGGAACUGGAGAAGGAAUUUCACUUCAACCGCUACCUAACUCGGCGCCGGCGCAUCGAGAUCGCCAAUGCUCUGUGCCUGACCGAGCGACAGAUCAAAAUCUGGUUCCAGAACCGCCGGAUGAAGUGGAAAAAAGAGUCUAAUCUCACGUCCACACUCUCAGGGAGUGGUGGAGGGGCAACUGCCGACAGUCUGGGAGGAAAAGAGGAAAAGCGAGAAGAGACAGAAGAAGAGAAGCAGAAAGAGUGACCAGGACUGUCCUUGCACCCCUCUUUCCUCCCUUGCUCACCCCAGCUCCCCGAAUCACACACUCUGUAUUUAUCUCUGGCACAAUGAUGUGUUGUGACUUCCUAAAACAAAACAGGGAGUCAGACGAGGACCUGAAAGUCAGCUCUGGACCCCCCUCUCUCACUGCACAACUCUUCACUCGACUAUUCCUCUAGCCCCCUCGCUAGCUCCUUCCUGGCUUGUCUGCAGGCCCCUUCCCUCGCCUAGGCCUAGGGGACCAGAACCUCGCUUCAGACUUCACAGACGUCCUUCCAAGUGAGCCCUAGGCUCCCUCCCCACCCCGACGCCCUUCACUCCUGCCCUCCCGCGCAGAGAGCUGGCUACAGGGCCUGAGGCCUCCACUCCGGGGCCUCAGGACCCGGCCUGACAGCCGGAGGGCGGGAGGCCUCUGGAGGGUGCGCCUUGGCCCCCGCAACAACUCCCAGGGCCUCUCCCCAGUCCCUGCCCGGCCCCUCUGCCCCAGCAAAUGCCCAGUCCAGGCAAAUUGUAUUUAAAGAUUCUUGGGGUCAUUAUGGCAUAUUUCGAACUGUGACCGUUUCUGUGUGAAUAUUUCUAGCUGUAUUUGUGGUCUCUGUAUUUAUAUUUAUGUUUAGCACCGUCAGUGUUCCGAUCUCAUUUUAAAAAGGAUUUAAAAAAAGAGGGAAAAUAACAAAAAGAAAAAAAAGUGAAUGACGUUUGUUUAGCCAGUAGGAGAAAAUAAAUAAAGAAAUAAACCCCUACGUGUUAUCCUCCUGUAUAAAUCCGACCUCUGGAUCCGUUCUCGAAUAUUUAA